AUGCCUCACGCACUCACUUCCCGUGACUCGACGAUGGAGUCGAAGCCACUUGGGUCUUACCCGAGCACCGGCAUCGACGUCCUUAUCGUGGGCACUGGUCUUGCAGGUCUUGUUGCUGCAUUGGAAUGCACGCGCAAAGGACACAACGUACGCGUUUUGGAACGAAAUGCCGAUAUCAACACUGCAGGUGAUAUGUACUUCAUGGGUUUGAGUGCCACACGUUUCUUGAAGCACUGGCCCGAGCUGCUCAAGGAAUACAAGAGAAUCUCACUCCACAAUGCCUGGAUCGAAACGUUCAAGCACUCUGGCGAGGUCGUCAUUCCACCAAAGAAGGUCGCAGACCGUCUACGAGCUCAGGGAUUAGAUCCAGAUACACCACCUGGCGAGUUCCAAAUGCGUCCCCUCGUCUAUAAGAUGUUCGUGAGCGCUGUUGAGGAGCUUGGUGUGUCGGUUGAAUUCAACUGCAAGAUUGUUGAUUACUUCGAGGAUGAGGAAACAGGCAAGGGCGGGUGCGUAACUGAGGACGGGAAGCGGUACGAGGCGGACGUUGUUAUUGCCGCUGAUGGUGUCGGCUCCAAGAGCCAGAAGUUGGUCGGUGGACAAGUUCGCGCAAGACCAUCCGGAAGGGCUAUGUGGCGCGCUGCGUUCCCGAUCGAGCACCUUGACAAGAACCCCAAAGUCAAGGAGUUCUUCAAGAUCAUGCCAGGCAACGAGUCAAUCGUGCGCACAUGGCUAGGUCCUUCCACGUAUGCUCUCACACUGACUCGCGAAGACGUCAUGGUGUGGAUCAUGAACCACGACGUCACCGGAACCGAGAAGGAAAGCUGGAACAACACCAUCGAAAAGGAGGAAGUUCUCAAAGGCAUGGACGAAAUGCCAGGAAUGGAGAAGCACAAGUGGGCGCCCAUCUUCAAAGAGUUGGUCGACGUCACUCCUCCAAACACCAUUGUCAACUUCGAACUUCUUUGGCGUAACCCGCAACCGAGCUGGACAUCUCCCCUCGCGCGUGUCAUCCAGAUUGGUGACUCAGCACACUCCUACCUCCCAGCGUCUGGAAACGGUGCUACACAAGCUAUCGAAGAUGCCAUAUCACUAGCUUCAUGCCUGCAGAUCGGCGGCAAAGAGAACAUUCCACAAUCAGUGCGCGUUCACAUCCGUUUCCGUUUCAUCCGCAAUUCUUGCGCUCAGAAGCUUGGUUUCUCCAACGCUGAGUUGCUACAAGAUACCGAUUGGGACAAGGUGAAGCUCGACCCGCGUCGCGCAGCACCCAAGCUACCAAAGUGGGUUUGGAGUCACGACCCAGAGGCAUACGCAUACGAGAACUACACGAAGUCUGCUGAGAGCAUGAAGAAGGGCAUCAAGAUGGAGGAUGAGACAAGCUUUGAGCCCAACUAUCCCAGGGGAUACAAGUAUGAGCCCUGGAGCAUCGAGAAGGUUAUGGAGGAUAUGAGGGCAGGCAAGCCAAUUGACUUGGGGCCUGGAGACUGGGAGUAA
Dothidotthia symphoricarpi CBS 119687 is the source of this 1494-nucleotide messenger RNA. Its product is annotated as FAD/NAD(P)-binding domain-containing protein. Gene Ontology annotation, biological process: secondary metabolite biosynthetic process. Gene Ontology annotation, molecular function: monooxygenase activity; FAD binding. The record is from RefSeq and is a predicted model, not a curated record. The transcript is spliced from 5 exons. Bases 1 to 1494 code for a protein of 497 amino acids. NCBI's taxonomy places the organism in Eukaryota, Fungi, Ascomycota, Dothideomycetes, Pleosporales, Dothidotthiaceae.